GGAAGCGGAUAUUUCCUUUGUGUAGCCUCUACGAUUAAUCGGGUCGAUAAUUACGAUUGGGCCUGUGUAGCUUGUUCUUCUAUGUUAGGGGGAUAUAAAAAAGAUGGGAAUCAGAAGGAUUAACAUAGGAGAGGCAACCGAGGUGCUUAGUUUCCAGUAUCUAGCAGUUUAAAAUUAAGAAAACCAAGCUGAUGAGUGAACAGGUUCUUUGUGUAAAAAGGCGUUACUAGAUGUAAAUAUAACAUAAGUAAAGGAAACCAAGAAUAAAGACUUACUUUAAAAAAAAAAAAAUUUAUAACGAUGGUCGUUCGAAAUAUUCUACUUAUCCUGGCGGUAUGUGCAUUCUGUGAGACGUAUCGAACUAGAAGACAGACAACGACCUACAAAAUAGACACCAAGGUUGUCACCGACGUGGAGAUGUAUAAAAGAUGGUCGACCUAUGUCCGCGAAACGUCAUCAGAAACCGAUGUUAAGAAACUCGACACUCAAACACAGAACAUGAUCCAAGAAUAUGUUUCUCGGUGUUUCCAUCAGGCGAAUGUAAGACUCGCUACUCUUAAUCUAGGCUUCACAGUGCAACUGCAACUCGUCGAUAUUGAAUUUAAUUAUAGUGCUGCCAACGCAAACAACAUUAAUGCCGAACAAACGCUCAACACGUUUAAAGAUUGGUUGGUAAAAAACAGCCAAUCAAAUUUGAUAGACCGAUAUGACCACGUGAUGCUGUUUACCUCGACCGCCCUGGCCUCUGUAUCAAGUUCUGGUGGAGAGGUACAAGGUCUGGGCCACGCCUAUGUUGGGACCAUGUGCAAAAAAGAUGGCACCAGUUCUUCUGUUGUAGAGGACAAAGGGGGAUUCCAGAGCAGCUUUCCAAUCGCGCAUGAAAUAGCUCACAGCCUCGGAGCCCAACAUGAUAGUUUUUAUCCAGGCUGCAGCGAUAGUACCUUAUACCUUAUGUCAGGGUUGGCUUCUGACCCCGUGUCGACACGGUGGAUAUUUUCAAACUGCUCAGCAAACAGCAUUAAAACCUAUAUCAACUCGAUAUUACAGUCAUCAAGUGCCAGUUGUCUAACUACCAGCAGCACUGCAUUGAACGCGUUUGAGAGCACAGUAGGUAAUAACUCUGGACAGGAUUACCCAGCCAACCAACAAUGUCAGAUGAUGUACGGUAAAACAUCGCAUGUUUGCUAUGGUGCAAAUUUUAGCAAUGUUGGUGACAUCUGUACCUCAAUGUUCUGUCUUGAUCCCGUGGCUUCCAAAUCUUCCCCAACAUGUACGAAACAUUUUGCUGCAGAAGGAACUUCUUGCGGAGACGGGAAGUGGUGUAAACUAGGAAUAUGUACCGUCGAUUCAAUAGCUCCAGUUAUUGGAAGCUGCUCUCUAGGAGACAACGUUAAUAAAGUUAAAGUGAAUGGCAUCGAUCUUUCGUGUACCCAAGCGGUCGCAACAGCCCCCCAUUUUUAA
This is a messenger RNA of Physella acuta, 1461 nucleotides long. RefSeq names its product metalloprotease mig-17-like. The record is from RefSeq and is a predicted model, not a curated record. Gene Ontology annotation, molecular function: metalloendopeptidase activity. NCBI's taxonomy places the organism in Eukaryota, Metazoa, Mollusca, Gastropoda, Physidae. Gene Ontology annotation, biological process: proteolysis.